Tarenaya hassleriana is the source of this 1142-nucleotide messenger RNA. RefSeq names its product 50S ribosomal protein L3-1, chloroplastic. Gene Ontology annotation, cellular component: chloroplast envelope; ribosome. Gene Ontology annotation, molecular function: structural constituent of ribosome. The coding region runs from base 103 to 930 and encodes 275 amino acids. The record is from RefSeq and is a predicted model, not a curated record. The transcript has 2 exons. Gene Ontology annotation, biological process: translation. Lineage: Eukaryota; Viridiplantae; Streptophyta; Magnoliopsida; Brassicales; Cleomaceae.
CUCGGUCGAAUUGCUUCCCCCAUCUUCCCGUGAGGAUAAGACAGCGGAAUCUAUCCACUUUUCUCUUCGAUUUUUCUUCCUCGCUUCUUUGUGCCUGCAACAAUGGCGGUCGCCUUCUUCCCUUCCUUAGCUCACAACCCUACCCUUUCGUCUUCCCGACUCACAUCCUCCUUCGUGCCCACAAGACCCUCAUCACUCUUCGCAAAAUCUCCAUCACUCUUCGCGAAAUCAUCCCUUAAACCCAAAACCUUCGUCGUCUCCAUGUCCUUGGAAGCUGGGGUUGGCGUGAUGGGCACGAAGCUCGGAAUGAUGAGCUUCUUCGAACCAAACGGCACCGUCGUUCCUGUCACCGUCGUCGGAUUCCGGGAAGGUAACAUCGUUACGCAGGUGAAAACCCUAGCCACCGACGGCUACGAUUCCGUUCAGGUGGGUUAUCGACGUGUUCGGGACAAGAAAUUGACGAAACCGGAGAUGGGUCAUCUUCAGAAGGCGGGAAUUAUCCCUAUGAGGCAUCUCCAGGAGUUCAGGUUGCAGAGUGUUGAUGGGUUCGAACCAAAUCAGAAGCUUGUGUUCGAUGACAUCUUCAAGGAGGGUGAUCUUGUUGAUGUCUCUGGAACCACCAUCGGCAAAGGGUUCCAAGGUGGAAUCAAGCGGCAUAACUUUAAGAGAGGCCAGAUGACGCAUGGUUCGAAGAGUCACAGAGCAUUGGGAUCGAUCGGUGCGGGGACAACCCCGGGACGAGUGUACAAAGGGAAGAAAAUGCCCGGGAGGAUGGGAGGAACCAAAAGAAAGAUCCGGAAGCUGAAGAUUGUAAAGAUCGACAGCGACCUCAACGUUGUGAUGAUCAAAGGCGCUGUGCCCGGAAAGCCCGGUAAUCUCCUCCGUAUAACUCCGGCCAAGAUCGUUGGCGUUAACAUUCCCAAGAACUAGCCCAGCAAGCACGCCGCCCCCUUACGUGUAUUGCUGAUUUAUGCGUUGUUUAGGAUAUGAAAAUAUUCAUUGUAUCGAGUUUUCUUUUUUUUUCGCGAAGUUGAAUCAAAACAAGAAAAGUUCAUGAAACCGUGGUUCAUAGGAAUCAGGUUCUUCUCUAGGAUCAUACCUUAACACUAUUCACAACACAGAGGUUAUGGCCUCCAUUCUCU